AAAAAAAAAAAAGAAAAUUCAACCACAACCUUCUUCGUCUCUUAUCAAACUCUGCUAAACUCUCUUUGAGACAUCCAGAUUCGAGUCUUAAGUAUGUCUGAAAUUGGCCACGUCGGUGGUUCAGUGGAGGAGGAGAAAGAUAUGAAGAUGGAGGAAGCUGCUGAAGUAGGCGGCGGAGGAGGAAACCGGUGGCCAAGACCGGAGACUUUAGCUCUCUUGAGAAUACGUUCGGAGAUGGAUAAAGCCUUUCGUGACUCCACUCUCAAAGCUCCCUUAUGGGAAGACAUCUCCAGGAAAAUGAUGGAGCUUGGUUACAAUAGAAGAGCAAAGAAAUGUAAAGAGAAGUUCGAGAAUGUGUAUAAGUAUCACAAACGUACCAAAGAAGGUCGUACAGGAAAAUCCGAAGGCAAAACUUACCGAUUUUUUGAAGAGUUACAAGCUUUGGAGGCUCUCAAUUAUUUUCCACCUGAACCCGAGUCACAACCCGCAAAAUCUUCUACAGCCACCACGACCGUGACCGCAACCGUAACCGCAACCACAUUUUUGAAACAUCAUCAUAAUCAGGUUAGUGUGAAACCCAUAGCCACUAACCCUACCUUCCUCACCAAGCAACCGUCUCCUACAACAUCUUUCCCUAUUUAUAACAACAACCAUAAUACUGGUUUUAGACCAACUUCGAAUGACUUGAUAAACAUGAACCUUUUCUCGAGCUCAACUUCUUCAUCUACUGCAUCUGAAGAGGAAGAGGAGGAUCAUCAUCAGGACAAGAAAUCAAGAAAGAAGAGGAAAUAUUGGAAAGGGUUGGUUACUAAGUUAACUAAAGAGUUGAUGGUGAAACAAGAGAAGAUGCAAAAGAAAUUCUUGGAAACUUUGGAGAAUCGAGAAAGAGAGAGAGUCUCAAGAGAAGAAGCUUGGAGGGUACAAGAGGUAGCGAGAAUCAAUAGAGAACACGAAACACUAGUCCAUGAGAGGUCUAAUGCUGUUGCUAAAGACGCUGCCAUCAUAUCCUUCUUACACAAAAUCUCAGGACAACAACAACCACAUCAGAAACAUAGAGUACCACAAAGGAAACAAUAUCAUAGUGAACAUUCAAUAACAUUUGAGAGUAAAGAGCCAAGCGCGGUUCUAUUAGAUGGCAACCAUUCACUAUCUCCUAGCUCUUCAAGAUGGCCUAAGACCGAGGUCGAGGCCUUAAUAAGGAUAAGGAAAAAUCUUGAAGCUAACUAUCAAGAAAAUGGUACUAAGGGGCCAUUAUGGGAAGAGAUCUCUGGAGGGAUGAGAAGAUUGGGAUACAAUAGAAGCGCGAAACGAUGCAAAGAGAAGUGGGAAAAUAUUAACAAGUAUUUCAAGAAAGUCAAAGAGAGCAACAAGAAACGACCUCUUGAUUCUAAGACUUGCCCUUAUUUUCACCAGCUUGAAGCUUUGUACAAUGAGAGGAACAGAAGUGGAGCAUUGCCAAUAUUGCCUCUAAUUGUAACUCCACAGAGACAGUUGCUUCUCCCACAAGAAACGCAGUCUGAGUUUGAGACUAAUCAGAAGGACAAUGUUUGUAGUAAAGAAGGAGAGAGUGAAGAAGAUGAUUACGUAGAUGAAGAUGAAGAUGAAGAAGGAGAAGGAGACAAUGAGACAAGUGAGUUCGAGAUUGUGUUAAACAAAACAUCUUCACCCAUGGACAUCAACAAUAAUAUUUUCACCUAAAUGUUUUUUUUUACAAUCCUCUAUAAAUACUUUUCUGUCAAACUACCCAAUGUUGUGAAAAAAACAUAUACAACAAAUUUAAGUAAAUAGCUUGAUCUUUUAAUUA
This is a messenger RNA of Eruca vesicaria subsp. sativa (arugula), 1804 nucleotides long. Lineage: Eukaryota; Viridiplantae; Streptophyta; Magnoliopsida; Brassicales; Brassicaceae. The record is from the annotation of a GenBank genome assembly.